Brassica oleracea var. oleracea is the source of this 1494-nucleotide messenger RNA. RefSeq names its product tryptophan--tRNA ligase, cytoplasmic-like. Gene Ontology annotation, molecular function: tryptophan-tRNA ligase activity; ATP binding. The record is from RefSeq and is a predicted model, not a curated record. Gene Ontology annotation, biological process: tryptophanyl-tRNA aminoacylation. The annotation marks the transcript as partial. NCBI's taxonomy places the organism in Eukaryota, Viridiplantae, Streptophyta, Magnoliopsida, Brassicales, Brassicaceae. The transcript has 13 exons. Gene Ontology annotation, cellular component: cytoplasm.
CGAAUAGACGUUCCUAAAACACCUAUCGGUAGUUCAAUUGCAAAAGACCCCGAUCUAGAACGAUCUUUUCCAGAGCAAGUUGUGAAUCCAUGGGCUGUCUCCGGCGGUAAAAUCGAUUACGAUAAGUUAAUCGACAAGUUUGGCUGCCAGAGGAUUGAAGAGUCGCUCAUUAAUCGUGUUCAAAGACUUACUUCUCGUCAGCCGCACGUAUUCCUCCGCCGGGGUGUCUUCUUCGCCCACAGAGAUUUCAAUUUGAUUUUGGACUCUUACGAGAGGGGAGAGAAGUUCUAUCUCUACACUGGAAGAGGACCUUCGUCAGAAUCUUUGCAUUUGGGUCAUUUGAUUCCUUUCUUGUUUACCAAAUACUUGCAGGAAGCUUUCAAUGUUCCACUCGUUAUACAGAUUACGGAUGAUGAAAAAUGCAUAUUUAAGAACUUAAACCCAGAGGAUAGUAAAAGAUUUGGCAGAGAGAACGUGAAAGAUAUCAUUGCUUGCGGUUUCGAUGUCACAAAGACUUUUAUUUUCUCCAACUUUGACUAUGUUAGCAGGUGUAGUAAAUUCUAUGAAAAUAUCGUGGUGACUGGAAAAUGCGUGACACGUAACAAGAUUGAUGGGACUUUCGGCUUUACCGGAGAAGAUCCAGUUGCGAAAUACAGCUUCCCUGCGGUGCAGGCAGUUCCGUCUUUUUCAAGCUCAUUCCCACACUUGUUCGAGGAAGACAUCCCUUGCUUGAUUCCCUGUGCAAUUGACCAGGAUCCGUAUUUUCGGAUGACUCGUGAUGUUGCACCUCGGUUAGGCUAUAGAAAGCCUGCUCUAAUUGAGUCAUCAUUUUUUCCUGCGCUGCGGGGAAAGAAUGGGAAAAUGUCAGCAAGUGAUGCAAAUUCCGCUAUUUAUAUGAAUGAUAGCGCUAAGGACAUUAAAAAAAAGAUAAACGGUGCUGUUAGUGGUGGGCGAGAUAACAUGGACGAUCACAAAAAAUAUGGAGCAAACCUGGAGGAAGACAUACCGUUCAAGUAUUUGAGUUUCUUCCUGGAAGAUGAUGCCGAACUUGAACACAUAAGGAAGGAGUAUGGAGAAGGACGAAUGCUAACCGGAGCAGUAAAGAUGCGACUCACUCGAGUUUUGACAGAAAUUGUGGAGAAUCACCGCAGGGCUCGAGCUGCUGUUACUGAACAGAUGGUUGAUGCGUUCAUGGCUGCGAGACCUCUCCCAAGCAUGUUUGAGUAAGUGUACUCAAAACCACUGUAGAAGUCUCCUGCCAUGCCUUUGUCCUGAGCACAGUUGCCCAUCCUGUGACACCAAGUGUUCUUCUUGGGAUCCUGUUUGUAUACUUGUCAGAAUACAUCAAACACUUUUCUUUCCCUUAAGAGACGCCGAGGGGGGUCACGUUUUACCUUGACCCUUUUUUUUUUCUUUUAAAUGACUUUCCCCAUUUUAAAUUUUUGUGUAAGCUUAACAGGUUUAUUUCAUGUAUGACUGAUAUUUUAUUUAUGG